Messenger RNA from Zygosaccharomyces rouxii, 1479 nucleotides. It is a transcript of the gene APM3, whose product is annotated as Apm3p. The coding region runs from base 1 to 1479 and encodes 492 amino acids. The record is from RefSeq and is a predicted model, not a curated record. Lineage: Eukaryota; Fungi; Ascomycota; Saccharomycetes; Saccharomycetales; Saccharomycetaceae. Gene Ontology annotation, cellular component: cytoplasmic vesicle. Gene Ontology annotation, biological process: endocytosis. The transcript has a single exon.
AUGUUCAUUGCAUUUUAUAUUACGGACUCAAAGAAUUCAUUAGUUUUCCAAUAUCUUUUGGGCUCAAAUUCACCUCUUUUCUCUCAUCUCUUAGCUCGGAUUAGAGCGGUUUGUCCAGGAUUACUUUCCAAAGAUGAUGAAAACGAUAAUACACCUUUAUUCCACUGUUGCAUAGCCAAAGAUCUCGAGGUGUACAAGUACCACUCACAAGUUAACAAUUUGAACUACUACUGUUUGGCUUCAGGAGCAGACUCAAGGCCGCAGACUGAUACUUUUACAUUUUUGCAGCUGUUAGAUCAAACAUUACUGGAAUACUUCGAUAAGGAUAAAUUGACCGUUACCAAGAUUGUCAACAAUUAUGAUCGUAUUACCAUGAUUUUCUACAUGUCCAUCGAUUCCGGUGAGCCCUGUGUGGGCUCCCUUAACAGUAAUAGAAUUAGAAGGGUUAUACCGGUUAAAUCAGAUCUGUCCAAGAUGAUUAAUAAUACCGCACAUACUCUUCAAAGAGCUGUGCGUCAACCACGUCAAGGUAUCUUAGCGGCUACACCAGAAAUUCUGGAGAGUGAAGAAGUUGUUCCUUGGAGAAGUGGCCAUCUGAAAUACACGAGUGAUGAAAUUUACGUAGAUAUCAUCGAGACCGUUCAUGUUAUCUACCAGACACAUCAUCGGAAUAACUCAGUUCAAAUGGUUUCAGGUACCAUUAACGGCCAAGUAAAUGUUAAAAGCUACUUAAGCGGUAACCCUACGGUGGAAAUGGAUAUGGACUUAGCUGGUAACGAAAUGUAUGCGCCAUCAAUGCACCAAUGCGUGGAAAUGCCGCAAGGCUCACCAUCGUCUCUGUGUUUUAUACCACCCGAUGGUAAUUGUAACUUACUGAAUUAUACGAUUGAUCUCGACAUGAAUCCCAAAGUUAAAGUGACAAGUCCAGUGGGUCUCGUAUCAGUGAUUUAUAAGGAUGGCCUCGGUCUAAAUCGUGAUGAAUUUGAAGUCCAUGUCAAUAUUUCAAAUUCCCCAUCAGUACCGCAUAUUCAAGAUCUAAAGCUUCAAAUAGAACUACAACCCCGUAUACAAGAAUUGGAAGAACAGGAGGAAGAAGCUCAGAGGGAUGCCGAAAUGGAUACGGAGGCAAAGAAAGAACGCAGUCAAUUAGAAGAUGGUAAGAUCAAGGUGCUGAGAAAUACGCAUGGUAGAUUUGACAAUAGUGUACACCCAGGUAGAGGUACAUGGAUCUUUGAUAGUGAAACACCUGUGGGUUCAUUACCUGUUCUAAGAGGAUGUGUUGAGGACUCUAAACAUCCAGUAAGGAUACAACGUGUAGGUGUGAGUUAUGCAAACGAGGGAAUGUUACCAAGUGGCAUAGGGCUACGGAGAAUAAACGUUAGAUCUACAACUAAUCUAAGAGAAAACAACAGGGGUAAAAGACUGUUCAAGGGCGUGAAAUAUGUAUGCCGUACAGGUGACUAUGAAAUACGGUCUUGA